Molecule: messenger RNA, 1952 nt
Organism: Glycine soja
Lineage: Eukaryota; Viridiplantae; Streptophyta; Magnoliopsida; Fabales; Fabaceae
Product: protein ABSCISIC ACID-INSENSITIVE 5
Exons: 5
Coding region: 262-1605 (447 amino acids)
Biological process (GO): positive regulation of DNA-templated transcription
Cellular component (GO): nucleus
Molecular function (GO): DNA-binding transcription factor activity
Source: RefSeq, a predicted model, not a curated record
AAUAAUAAUAACGCUGUGCUAGCUUUUGUGGCGUCUUUGUUUGUGAGUUUGAACAUAUAUACACUGUGUAAGUGCUGCCACCAUUUUGAAAAACAUCUAAAACAAAAACUCUUAUUUUUCACUUCCUCACACCCUCACUCUCUAAAUUUAUUUUGGGGUACGCAAGGAACGUGUUUCGCUUAGGAUCAUCAUUUACUAGCAUUUUUGGGUGAAGGUGUUGUUUUCAGCAAAGAGAAAAAAGAGAGAAAUCAAGAAGAGCAUAUGGUGGUGCCUGAGUCUCAGAUGAAUUCCCAAAACGAGGUAGAAUCGCCGCUACAAUUGGAGGAGCAGCAACAACAACAAAACAACAACAACAACAAGAACCACCCAUUCUCAUCACUAGGAAGACAAUCUUCUUCAAUAUACUCGCUCACCCUCGACGAGUUCCAACACACUCUAUGGGAGAAUGGCAAGAAUUUUGGGUCCAUGAACAUGGACGAGUUCCUCAGCAGCAUAUGGAGUGCAGAAGAGAAUCAAGUUUUGAACAAUUCCGUCUCUAACCACAACAACUUGUCUUUAGAAGCUUCAACAGAGAAAGGUGUGAUAAGGAAGGAACCAAGCCUUCCUCGGCAAGGUUCUCUAACACUUCCUGCACCUUUGUGUAGGAAAACAGUGGACGAGGUUUGGUCUGAGAUACACAAAGGACAACAAUCUCAACAACAACAGCAACAGAACAAUAACACUAACAACAAUUGUGGCAGUAAUAAUAAUAAUAAUGUACAGAAUACCGAAUCUGCCCCUCGCCAACCUACGUUUGGAGAGAUGACUUUGGAGGAUUUCUUGGUUAAAGCUGGGGUAGUUAGGGAACAGGGUGGAAUGGCUGCAAUGCCUGUUCAAGCUUCAGCACAUCAGCAUGUGCAACAAUAUGGCAUGUAUCCAAAUAACAACCCUACAAUGGGGGCUUCUUUUGUCGGUAGGCCGGUGAUGGGGAUGGCCGGUGGCGUCCGUGUUGGCAGUGGUGGUAGAAAUGUGGUUGCACCGCCUUACCAGGCGGUGCCUCAGGGUGGUGUUGGUGUUGGUGUUGGUGGUGCAAUUGCGGAGUCUUCAGGGUAUGCUGGAAAUGGAAAGAGGGAUGUUGGGUAUCCACCGGGGGCGCCGGGGGUUUGCUUUGGAGGGAGGGUGGUGAAUGGUGGCGGUGGCUAUGCGGCAGUGAGUAAUAUGGGAGUGGUGGCGCCGGUUAGCCCGGUUUCGCCGGAGGGGAUAGGAACCGGCGAAAACUCUGGUGGGCAGUUUGGGAUGGACAUGAGUAUGUUGAGAGGGAGAAAGAGGGUGUUGGAUGGUCCUGUGGAGAAGGUGGUGGAGAGAAGGCAGAGGAGGAUGAUCAAGAACAGAGAAUCAGCAGCCAGAUCUAGAGCAAGAAAACAGGCAUACACUGUUGAACUGGAAGCAGAAUUGAACCAAUUGAAAGAAGAGAACGGCCAACUUAAACUAGCUCUGGCCGAUCUUGAGAGGAGAAGAAAGCAACAGCAUUUAGAUCAGGAAGUGAAUGGAAGAGUUCAAACCAACGCCCAGAAGGCCAAAAAGAAAUUGAGAUCAUUGAGAAAGACCCUAAGUUGCCCUUUAUGAGUAAAUUAAAAUUAAGGAUCUACAUGUGUAACCGAUGACAGUUCUUUAUUUAGAUUUUAGUACAUAGAGGAGUUGGUUGUGGUGGAUAUUCUUGUGUUUUGCUUGAACAAAACUCCAUGAUGCAAAAGCAAGAAGGAAGCAUGACAUGGAAAAAACUGAGACUAAUGCCAAAGCCAACUAAAGGGAACAGUAACACAAUUGCUCAAGCAAGUUCGUGACCAAUCAAGGAUUAGAUGACUGUUUUUCAAAUGAGUAACUAGUUAGUGGAAUAUAGUAAAUAUAUAUAGUUUGAUGACAUUUUCAAUGUCAAAUAAAUAAAAUCAUAGUUGCCUGUAUGGCUGUAUUAA